AUGAAGGAAGACCUCCUACUUGUUUCUGCCUGGCUCAACAUUAGCAUGGAUCCGGUGGUGGGUUCGAACCAAAGUUUGGGCGCGUUUUGGCAGCGGAUCGAGUCUUACUUCCACGAGCACAAAGACUUCGCGUCCACGCGCAACAAGAAGUCGUUGCAAGGGAGGUGGGCAUUCAUUAAUGGGCUGGUACAAAAGUUUUGCGGCCACUACGCGCAUGCAAUGCGUAGUAGACGCAGCGGUACCACGGAGGGGGAGACGGUUGUUGAUGCUUGCAAAAUGUUUCAGGCAGUUGAACAUAAAGAGUUCACGUUGCUUCCUUGUUGGCGUGAAUUGCGACACCAUCCGAAGUGGCAGUCAGAGGCUUCCGGGAAGAAGCAAAAGACUUCCAGCGCAGCAGGAGAUGGCAGCCCUUCAUUGACUCAGAACAUGCCACCAUCACAGCCUGAGGGAAUUGCACAAGAAACAGGUAGCGAAGGCACGGUCCGAGCUAAGAGACCUGUUGGCCGGAGCCGGUCGAAGGAAAUAGGGCGUGGUUCAUUGACUGCUUCCAACUCGGCGUCGGCACCAAUGAAGGAAGUAUUCGACAGGCAAUUUAGUAUGAAGGAAAAGUUCGAGAAGGAAAGGGCCGAGAGGUUCGCGGAGAUGAUGUAUGUAGAGCGGCAGCGCCUUCGCCUCGAGGAGGAGCGAAUGCAACUAGAGAAGGUGAAGGAGGAAAUGAUGAUAAUGAACAUGGAUUUAUCGCAAAUGGACGAUGACCAAAAAGAGUAUUACAAAAGUCUUCGUCAGAGUAUCAUUGCUGCUAGGCGCGCCUCAUCGGGUUCUACGUUCUGA
Messenger RNA from Phragmites australis (common reed), 831 nucleotides. Its product is annotated as glutathione S-transferase T3-like. Bases 1 to 831 code for a protein of 276 amino acids. Lineage: Eukaryota; Viridiplantae; Streptophyta; Magnoliopsida; Poales; Poaceae. The transcript has 2 exons. The record is from RefSeq and is a predicted model, not a curated record.